Molecule: messenger RNA, 1235 nt
Organism: Pecten maximus
Lineage: Eukaryota; Metazoa; Mollusca; Bivalvia; Pectinida; Pectinidae
Product: integral membrane protein 2B-like
Exons: 6
Coding region: 97-1041 (314 amino acids)
Biological process (GO): negative regulation of amyloid precursor protein biosynthetic process
Cellular component (GO): plasma membrane; extracellular exosome; Golgi apparatus
Molecular function (GO): amyloid-beta binding
Source: RefSeq, a predicted model, not a curated record
AGUGACGUAUAUCAAAACCGGAACUCCACCAUAAUAAUUUGGGAAAAGUCACAUCUAGGAGUAAUUAUCCGUGGGGUUGUUGAAUUUCUCGGCACCAUGACUAUCUAUAAAGUCAUUCCACAAGACAAGAAGGAGGAGAAGAAACUUGUAGAAAAAGAUGUGCUGACUGUUCCCUUGACUGAAGCAGAGAAUAUAGAGCCAGUACAAAUCAAUGUGCGACAACAGCGGUCGAAAACCUGGCUGAAUCUGUUCCUCAUCCUUAUUGCCUUACUUGUUCUGGCAACAGGAGCAACUGCUGGCUAUUACCUGUACAAGAACCACAUGUCUCCCAGCAAGCUGAAGCAUGCCAAAGGUCGAUGCUCCUUUAUACUGAGGAAAACUGAGGAAGACCCCACAAGUCAGAUGUUUCAAGACACCAACAACCUGCAAAAGAUUGAUGAUGGCGGUCUUACCAUUCCAGACCGGCUUCCAGCUCGCAAACACCAUCAUCGCAAGCACCGUAAACACCAUCACGGGUCACUCUUCACCACUGUCAAAAUGGAGGAGGUGAUCGAGGUCACUGACAACGUUUUUGAGCGCAUCAGUAUGCCAGAAAUAGAUGAUAUUCUCAAGUCUCUUAUCCUGCAUGACUUUGAAAGGAACAAGUCUGCCAUUGUGGAUUACAAUGACAAAGUGUGCUAUGUGAUGAAUCUGAACCGAAAUGAAGUGUCACCCCCAAGGAACCUCAUCGACCUCCUCAACAAAAUCAAUACUGGUUACUACCUUCCGAGAGCAAAUAUCCUGAGGAGGAAGUACCGAGUGGUGAGUCCUGCCCUGGAGAACAUCACUUACCUUGGUCCAUACAUUGUCAAUGAAUGCAGUACAUACAAGACCUUUCAGCUGAUGAGGCUGGCAGGAGAUGAUGAAAUGAUGCGCAGACUCAUUGUGAAGAGAAGUGCUGGGGAGGUCUUACAAGAGAGGAAAUAUGGCUACUACGAUGAUUUGACAAAAUCCCUGAUGAAGUACGACAUCUUCCUGCCAACUGUGCAGAGCUACGACUAAGGAUACGAUAGCAGAGGAUUCACAGUGUACAUAUAUAGCCCCCAGAUAAUGGCCAACAUCAUAUAUAGCUAGGAUUUACAAACUCAGCACAACACCAGUCCGAGCUGUGGAGGAGAGUCAGCUGUGGAGGUUGUAUAUGAACAAAGCUGAGAAAAAAGGAUUCAGCUUGUAAACUUCAUGAUAAAGAGUUACUU